Molecule: messenger RNA, 1872 nt
Organism: Aspergillus heteromorphus CBS 117.55
Lineage: Eukaryota; Fungi; Ascomycota; Eurotiomycetes; Eurotiales; Aspergillaceae
Product: putative MFS transporter
Exons: 11
Coding region: 1-1764 (587 amino acids)
Biological process (GO): transmembrane transport
Cellular component (GO): membrane
Molecular function (GO): transmembrane transporter activity
Source: RefSeq, a predicted model, not a curated record
AUGUCCCUUGUCAUUGCUCGUUCAGUUCCAAAAAGGAAUGACUCCAGUCAGGGGUCAAAUCCUUUAACAGUAUCGGAUAUCGAGAAGAAGACUGUCAUAGUUACGCAACACCCUGCUGGGGCUUGUGCGGAUGAUACAGCAGUUAGUACUUCAUCCGACAGCCGCCGCUCUUGGUUCCGGCGAUCCAAAGCCUGCGACCCCAACGCCAUCGCAACACAGCCAUCAGUAUACGAUGAUCCAGAGCUUGCUGAAGAAUAUAAACCCCGACCAGACUGGGAGGGCAUCCAUCGCUUCGAUCCGGCUGCAAGAUGGACCUGGGCCGAAGAAAAUAAAAUUGUCAGAAAACUGGAUACACGAAUUGUUUUAUGGGCCUGUGUGAUGAUAACAGCCCUGGAGCUUGACAAAUCAAACAUCCAACAAGCAAAUGCGGACAAUUUUCUUACCGACCUUCAUCUAAACCGAGACGACUACAACUUAGGGAACACACUCUAUCGACUAUGCUAUCUCUUAAGUGAGAUUCCCACGCAGAUAAUCUGCAAGAAGAUUGGCGCGGACAGAUGGCUCCCCAUACAAAUGGUCUCGUGGUCGAUUGUUGCUGGCUGCCAGUUCUGGCUCACUAAUCGAGAGUCCUUCCUGGUCUGUCGAGCAUUGAUAGGGAUCAUGUCUGGAGGGUUUACCCCCGCAGUGAGUGGCUCUAUGAACGUUAUUUUAUAUCUUUCCUACUUCUACAAACACCAUGAGCUAUCUAUACGUCUUGGAUACUGGUAUGCAGCGUCUUCUUUGGCAGACAUUCUGGCAGGGUUUCUUGCCUUCGGGAUUUUGCAUAUAGGCGGCCGUGCUGGUGAAGCCGGCUGGCGGUGGCUUUUCUUAAUUGAGGGACUCAUGACUCUAACGCUCGGUCUUCUCUCGUUUGUUCUUUUGCCCCCCUCGCCAACACAAACGGCCCACUGGGCCCGAGGAAAGAAGGGCUGGUUCACGGCUAGGGAAGAAACCAUCAUGGUCAACCGUAUCAUACGGGAGGACCCGAGCAAGGGCUCCAUGCACAACCGUCAGCCACUCACAGCCAAGCUAUUGUGGAUGAGCAUCAAGGACUAUGAUUUAUGGCCGCUGUACAUUAUAGGUGUGAUGUUUUUGACACCAUGGACCACGAUUUCACAGUACUUUACAUUGCAGAUGAAGGAUUUUGGUUUUAACACCUUCAAUACUGUUUUGCUAGCCAUCCCAUCCAAUGUUCUCCAGAUUGUGACAAGGAUCCUCAUCACCUAUGCAGGGGAAAUGUUUGGCUCUCUGGCAUUAAUGGGGGUUCUAGCUCAGCUUUGGUGCCUGCCACUUAUGAUCUACAUGAAUGCGGGGGAUCUGAGUCGGACAAACAAAUGGGUCGUGUGGACAGUCCUCACGUUACUCCAGGGCUUCCCAAAUACCCAUGCACUUCAAGCCGGGUGGGUGUCCCGCAACUCGAACAGCGUGCGAACUCGGGCUAUUGCCGCUGCAAUGUACAAUAUGGCUGUGCAGCUGUCUGCCAUCAUAGCUUCCAACGUAUACCAGGAUUGGGAUGCACCACGCUAUGUCGUAGGAAACCGAGUACUCCUGGCUCUUAUCAGCACCAACAUUGUCCUCUACCUGGCGACCAAGGCAUAUUACAUGCUGCGGAAUCGCCAGCGGGACUGCAAGUGGAACGCGAUGACGGAGGAUCAAAGGGUAGAUUAUGUUGCAACCACGAAGGACGAGGGGAACCGAAGAAUGGAUUUCCGGUUCGCACAUUGAUUAGGAAGGAUGUCAGUUCCGGCUCACUUGGGGGGCGAUUGUGUCAUAGUUAUGAAAGAACCCGGUCAGAAUGAGGAUGAGGAUGAGGAUGAAGAUACUAUAAAUAAG